CGGGGCCGGCGGGCGGGGCCGAGGGGCGGCCAUGGCGGCGGCGGGCCGGCUGCCGGGCGCCUGGGUGCUGUGGGCGCCGCUGCUCGGGGGGCUCGCGCUGCUGGGAGUCGGGCCGGCCCCGGCUCGGGCGCUGCACAACGUCACGGCCGAGCUCUUCGGGGCCGAGGCCUGGGGCACCUUGGCGGCCUUCGGAGACCUCAACUCGGACAAGCAGACGGACCUCUUCGUGCUGCGGGAAAGAAAUGAUUUGAUCGUCUUUUUGGCAGACCAGAAUGCACCCUAUUUUAAACCCAAAGUGAAGGUGUCCUUGAAGAACCACAGCGCCUUGAUCACAGGCGUUGUCCCCGGGGACUAUGACGGAGACUCGCAGAUGGACGUCCUCCUGACGUACCUGCCCAAAAAUCAUGCCAGCAGCGAAUUAGGAGCUGUUAUCUUCUGGGGACAAAAUCAGACGUUAGACCCCCGCAACAGGACCAUCCUCAGCAGGACUUUCCAGGAUGAACCUCUAAUUAUGGACUUCAAUGGCGAUUUGAUUCCUGAUGUGUUUGGUGUCACGAAUGGAUCCAGCCAGCCCCAGGUCCUGCUGGGCGGGAACUUAUCAUGGCACCCCGCACUGACCACUAAGAGGAAAAUGCGAAUUCCACAUUCCAAUGCAUUUAUCGAUCUGACCGAAGACUUCACAGCAGAUUUAUUCCUCACGACAUUAUCUGCCUCGGGUACCUCCCAGUUCGAGAUAUGGAAAAAUGUGGACGGGAGCUUCUCUCUCAGCACCGAACUUCAGGCGCCGCAGGCCCUGGUGGUGGUCGGGCAGUCGGCCUUCGCAGACUUCGAUGGAGACGGACACAUGGAUCACUUGCUCCCGGGCUGCGAGGACAAAAGCUGCCAGAAAAGCGCCAUCUACUUAGCGAGGUCUGGGACCCAGCAGUGGGUUCCAGUCUUGCAGGACUUCAGCAACAAGGGCACGCUCUGGGGCUUCGUGCCGCCGGAGCAGGAGCAGCGCCCAAUGGAAACGCCCUUCCCCAUCACCCUUCACAUCGGCGACCACAACAUGGACGGCUACCCGGACGCCCUGGCCGUGCUGAGGAACACGUCCGGGAGCAACCAGCAGGCCUUUCUGCUGGAGAACGUCCCCUGCACCAACGCGAGCUGCGAGGGUGCGCGCCGCAUGUUUAAGGUCUACUGGGAGCUGCUGGACCUGAGUCAAGUCCGAGAUGCCGUAGUCGCCACCUUCUUUGACAUUUACGAAGAUGGGAUCUUGGACAUCCUGGUGCUCAGCAAAGGAUCCGCAAAGAACGACUUCGCCAUCCAUGCGUUGAAAAAUAACUUUGAAGCAGACGCUUAUUUUGUUAAAGUCAUUGUUCUCAGCGGCCUCUGCUCCAGCGACUGCCCGCGGAGGAUCACGCCCUUCGGCGUGAAUCAGCCGGGACCUUACAUCAUGUACACGACCGUAGAUGCAAACGGGUACCUGAAGAACGGGUCAGCGGGGCAGCUCAGCCAGUCGGCGCACCUGGCCCUGCAGCUGCCGUACAGCGUCCUCGGCCUGGGCCGCAGCGCCAACUUCCUGGACCACCUCUACGUGGGCAUCCCCCGGCCGUCCGGAGAGAAGGCCGUGCGGAGACAGGAGUGGACGGCCAUCAUCCCGAACUCGCAGCUCAUCGUCAUCCCCUUCCCGCACAGCGUCCCUCACAGCUGGAGUGCCAAGCUGUACCUCACGCCCAGCAACAUCGUGCUCCUGACGGCCAUCGCGCUGGUCGGCGUCUGCGUCUUCAUCCUGGCCAUCAUCGGCGCCCUGCACUGGCAGGAGAAGAAAGCGGACGACAGAGAGAAGCGGCAGGAAGCCCACCGGUUCCACUUUGACGCCAUGUGACCCGCUAUUCACGCCGUAUCGUGGACCAGCCUCUGCGUGAUUCACCAAAACACUACCUUUGGCUUAGAGAAGAAAAUAGGGGAUUUUGAAAUUAUUUAUGACUGACGCUUCUUCUGGUGACUACUGGAGGGCACCCGGACGGACGCGGCAGGAGGGGCCGCGGGCCUGUUCGGGGCGCUCUGCCUUUCUGCUCCUCCGUGGGGCUGGCACGCGUGCUCAGCUGUUUCUGUCUCUACACACGCUUGUCAGAGUGACGGUGGCGGGAAGACUGUGAAUAAAGAUAUUUCGGUGAGCAGCGCCGACCGCGCCCUGCUCCUCUAACACAGCCGACGGCCCUUCCGUGCUGUCUCUCAGGCAGAGUUGCCGGCCUUCCCCUCCGUCUUGGGCCAGGGGCUGUCUCAGGGCAGACAGAGCGGUGGGCGGGGGCCUGGUCUUGGGACCCCUGUCUGCCAGCCUUGCCUUCCAUCCCGGCCCCCCCCGCCCAGCUGUUGGAGCUUGGCCGGAACGCAACCCCCGGGACCCUCCCUCCUGGUCCAUCGGUGGGUGGUCCUGUCGCUCAGCUGAGUGACCGUGAGCACUGGCGGGGACAGCACAGGGAAAGGCUCAGUGAGAGGUCACAGUCAUCGCUACUUUUAGAUGAUUUCUUUAGACUUUUACAGCUAAUUAUCGACAGGUAUAAACUCCAGAGAAUUUUAUUUCCAGGCAUUAGGCCGUCAUAUUUGGAAAACCUGAAUUCUUGGUGGGCGAUAGCUGAUACAAGGGUUUGUUACGUGUCCAUAAAAACAUCACAGCAGCCUCCAAGCCUGAAUGUGCCCCACAUUGUCACAUCACCUGACCCCUGACCCCUGCCACGUGGUGGCAAAGCACCGACUUCCUGAAGGGGACCGGGUGGUCCCACCCGGGAGGCUCGUCUCCCAUCUCAAGUCUCUCGUCAGAGCGCGUGGGGGUCUGUGAUUUGCGAUCAGACUUCAGAGCGGGUUUCUGAGGACUUCACCUCACCAGAAAGUUGCUUUGAGACUUAACUCUAAGAUCGGGGGAGACUUUGUAACUAGUCGGUGCCAGUACUGUCGUGCAUGCAGACGGCCGUGCGGCGGCUCCGAGACCCGGAUGCCGACUGACGCCUGUGACUUCGUGCUGUUCUGUCCUGUGCCGCUCACUGAGCACGCUGGUGUGUCGGUGAUUAACUCUGUCUGAGCAUGCAGUGUCCUCUUAAUAAAUAUUCUGUGUUGAGACGAA
Molecule: messenger RNA, 3103 nt
Organism: Artibeus jamaicensis (Jamaican fruit-eating bat)
Lineage: Eukaryota; Metazoa; Chordata; Mammalia; Chiroptera; Phyllostomidae
Gene: ITFG1
Product: integrin alpha FG-GAP repeat containing 1
Exons: 18
Coding region: 32-1867 (611 amino acids)
Cellular component (GO): plasma membrane
Source: RefSeq, a predicted model, not a curated record